Salvia hispanica is the source of this 2183-nucleotide messenger RNA. The record is from RefSeq and is a predicted model, not a curated record. NCBI's taxonomy places the organism in Eukaryota, Viridiplantae, Streptophyta, Magnoliopsida, Lamiales, Lamiaceae.
CCUUAAAAGGCCUCAUAAGGGGGAGGGUUAUCCACACUUAUAUAGAGAAGCUAGGAUCAUCACCAAGCCGAUGUGGGACAAGAUAUUAGAAUUUUAACACGGCCGUCGUUGAAAAAUUCAAGUGGCGCGCAUGGGUAAGCCUCUCUGUUGGCACGAGUGCAAACGAGAUGCUCGUGGAAGUGAUUAAACAGUUGGUGAAAAUCGAUGGGGAUAAUUCGUCGUUGGAGGAAAUGGACAACCGCAGUCUGGGACAGAUGCUUCGCCACCACAUGCGAGGAAUGCCGUAUUUCAUAGUGAUUGACAACCUGCUGCCACAAAUAAGCGUUGGGUGCUUCGAACAUCUUGAAGAUGAAGUUUUAUCAGGCCAUGGAAGCAGGUUGCUGUUAAUCAGUCGCUAUGAGAUUGUAUCAAAACACUUGUAUUAUACGCAUGAGAUGAAAGCUUUGGAUUCUGAUAAAAGCUGGCAAUUGUUUAUGAAAACAUUAUUUCGUAAUGAUGUGCCCAAAUUUUCAAAGGACUUGGAAUGGAAGGCGAGAGACAUGUUGAAAAAAUGUGGGGGUUUGCCGCUAGCUACAAUAGAUGUUGCCAGGCAGAAAGCAAAACAAAGACUUUCAGGGAUUGAAUGGGAACAACUUUUUGAUUCAAUUGAUUUGAGUGGAACAUUGAAGUCAUUGGAACCGAUGUAUCAUAAAUUGGAUGAAAAACUCAAGCCAUAUUUCUUGCACAUGUCCCUUUUUAAGGAAAAUGCAAUAAUGAGGGAAGAAAAGUUGGAACAUAUUUGGGCUGCAAGUGGAUUGAACACUCGAAGUGAAGAAGAUAUUGCUCAUAGUUUAUUUAGACACUCCAUUGUUGAAAUUGUGCACCCCCACCCACCACCAUCUAGAGUGAAAAGGUGUCGCAUCCAUCCUCUACUACACAUGCUAUCCAUUCAAAAGGCUGAGGAUGAAAUGGGCUUUGAGAUGUUAAGGAGCAAUGGAAAUAAUCGACCCUCGCAGAGCCCUCGUCAUCGUGUUAUCCACUGUGGUAGAGACAAGUUUAAUCAGUUCAUGACUCGAGACAAACAUCUUGUUUCUCUUAUCUUCCAUGGAGGUGGUCGCUACUUGGACGAUACUAGCCAGUCUUAUUGGAAGAGUUUUGAAGUCCUCAAGAUACUCGAUAUGGAUGAUUUUGGGGUGAAGAAGUUACCAGAAAGUACCAGCACAUUGAGUGAGUUAAAGUAUUUAGGAUUGAGAAACAAUUACAUACAAAAGAUCCCAGACUCAUUCGGGGGCUUGAAAGAGCUUGAGGUUCUCGACAUAGCUCUAAACUUUAUGGUGGAGGUGCCGGAUAUUGUCAAUGAAAUGGGUAGCCUUCAUCAUCUCCACAUGUCUAAUGUGAUCUGUCGGAAGCCAUUGCAAGUAGAUGCUCUAAAACAUCUUGAGACACUAACUUACAUCUCGAUUUAUGAUUGGACAUACGAGGUCUUUAGCUUGGAGGAGAAGAUGAUUUGUCUCCAGAAAUUGGGCAUUGAAGAAAUUGAUGGAAACGCGGAUGUAAGCAAGCUGUUUGCAUCACUUUGUAGGUUGAAGAGCCUUGAGGGUCUUACCUUGAGGGGGUUUCGCUUCAUGAGCAUGCCUUGUUUAGACGAGCUUUAUGUGAAUAGACUCCAUAGAGUGAAACUGGAUGGGCUCCUAGCUACGACAUUACCAAGAGCUUUAAGAGACUCUCUGCGUAUUAAAGAGUUGAAUUUGGUAAAUACAUGUCUUGAAGAAGACCCCAUGUGGUUACUAACGAAGCUAUUCUACCUAUGUCGCCUCAAACUACAGAAUGCAUACAUUGGUCGAGAAAUGUUGAUCGAGUUCCGGCAGUUUCAAAAUCUUAAGUUCUUGCGCAUCAGUGAGCUGUGGAAUCUAAGGAGUGUAUAUGUUACACAUAGUCACUUGUCAAAACUCAGCCAACUAGAAAUCAACAAUUGUCCACAUUUGGAGACUCUUCCAGAAGAAAUUGUGUGGAUGGAACAUCUGAGGAAGUUUGCAAUGGUAACAACCAAACACAUUGCAACAAAGAUCAGAAGUUCCAGCAUACUCUCCAAAAUAGUGGAAGUGGAUAUUAGUCCAUGAUUUCAAAUUGUAUUUAUUCUUGUUUGUUGGCAUUUGGAUUUUGGAUUGAAUAUACGUUUUCCUCUUUUCUUUCCCCCCUUGUUA